UGAUUGGCAGCGGCGGCCCCGCAGAGCGACGAUGGAGUCGGUGCGGGCGCAGCGGCUGCAGCCCGGCGUGGGCGGAACGCUGCGCUCCCUGCGGCCCGGGGUCACCGGGGCUCCCGCCGCCGCCGCCGCCGCCGCUCCGCCUCCUCCGGCCGCUCUGGGGCCGGGCCUGGGGCUGCCGCCGCCGCCGCCCCCGCUGGGCCUGCAGGGCCCCGCCGCCUCCGCCCCGCCCCCGCCCGGCUCGGGGCCGCCCGCGGUGCUGCGGGAGGCGGUGGAGGCGGUGGUGCGGAGCUUCGCCAAACACACGCAGGGCUACGGCCGAGUGAACGUGGUGGAGGCCCUGCAGGAGUUCUGGCAGAUGAAGCAGUCGCGUGGGGCCGACCUGAAGAACGGAGCCCUGGUGGUGUAUGAGAUGGUCCCAGCCAGCAGCCCGCCCUACGUCUGCUACGUCACACUGCCUGGAGGCAGCUGCUUCGGCAGCUUCCAGUUCUGUCCCACCAAGGCCGAAGCGCGGAGGAGCGCCGCUAAGAUCGCGCUGAUGAACUCCGUGUUUAACGAGCAUCCCUCACGGAGGAUCACGGACGAGUUCAUCGAGAAGAGCGUUUCGGAGGCCCUGGCAUCCUUUAACGGCAACCGGGAGGAGGCUGAUAACCCCAACACCGGCAUCGGCGCCUUCCGCUUCAUGCUGGAGUCCAACAAGGGGAAAUCCAUGCUGGAGUUCCAGGAGCUGAUGACGGUGUUCCAACUGCUGCACUGGAACGGCAGCCUGAAGGCCAUGCGGGAGCGGCAGUGCUCACGGCAGGAGGUCCUGGCUCAUUACUCCCACCGCGCUCUGGACGACGACAUCCGACAGCAGAUGGCCAUGGACUGGGUGAGCAGGGAGCAGAGCAGCCCGGGGGCCCUGUCCCGUGAGCUGGCUUCCACCGAGAGGGAGCUGGACGAGGCUCGCCUGGCGGGGAAGGAGCUGCGCUUCCACAAGGAGAGGAAGGACAUCCUGAUGCUGGCGGCCGGGCAGCUGGGCAGCAUGCACUCCUCGGGCUGCUGAGCUCCACGUCAGCCCUCCUCCCGCAGGGCUCUGCUGCUCUCACUCCUCUGCCGGGGGCCCUUUUGCACAAUUUAAACAUUUCUUGCCUUUUUUUUUUCUUUGUAAAGAGCCCAAACAGAUUUGUGAUGCCACUUUAAUCCUUGCUCCUCAACCUCCUGCUGCCUGCUGCAGAGCUCCUUCCCUCCCACCCCAUAGCAGUGCCGGCCCCACUGCAGUGCUGUGCUCCCUCACCCCAUAGCAGUGCCGGCCCCACCGCAGUGCUGUGCUCACCCCAUAGCAGUGCCGGCCCUACUGCAGUGCUGUGCUCACCCCAUAGCAGUGCCGGCCCCACUGCAGUGCUGUGCUCACCCCAUAGGAAUUCUGGACUCUUUUUGCCUUUAAGGGAUGCUGUUUGAGAUGCAGCCUGUUGACACCUCAGUAUCAGUGUUGCAGGGGAUGCAUCUCCUCCCCAGGGCUGCCGUGUGCCCACAGGUCUGAGCUCUGCAGGAGGCUGGGAUCCAUCCCAGCUCCCUCUGAGCACCGAAGGCCAGGAGCUGCAUCCCCCCACAGCGGCGGCACAGACCCAGAGGGGUUUUGGGCUGGGGGCUGGUGCUGCUGUGGGGCGGAGGUGCGUGGAGCUGCCUUACCUGUCAGCGUUGCAGUUGUGCAGCCCUGCCAGCCCUGGUUUUUGUAUCUCUUUUUAUAUACACAGCAGUGUGACAUUUUGGAGGAAUUUUUGGAUGCGUGCGGGAGCUGCGUGGCUUCUCCUCAGCACUGCAGGCCCCAAACCCAGCCCCCAUCCUUCGCUCUGCCACCACCCCACAGCUGAGCUCCUUCACCCCAUAUCCCCCCACAGGAGCUCCCACCGUUCCAUGGGAUGGGAAAGGGAAACGUUUGCACCACAGCUGCUGUCGUGUGGGGUCUGAGGGACAGCGGUGCUCCGGGAUGGCUGCAGUCACCCCAUAGCAGUGCCGGCCCCACUGCAGUGCUGUGCUCACCUCAUAGCAGUGCUGGCCCCACCGCAGUGCUGUGCUCACCCCAUAGCAGUGCCGGCCCCACUGCAGUGCUGUGCUCACCCCAUAGCAGUGCCGGCCCCACUGCAGUGCUGUGCUCACCCCAUAGCAGUGCUGACCCCACUGCAGUGCUGUGCUCACCCCAUAGCAGUGCCCGCACACAUCACUGCUCACACACCAACU
This is a messenger RNA of Lagopus muta (rock ptarmigan), 2217 nucleotides long. RefSeq names its product limb and CNS expressed 1 like (gene LIX1L). Gene Ontology annotation, cellular component: cytoplasm. Lineage: Eukaryota; Metazoa; Chordata; Aves; Galliformes; Phasianidae. Gene Ontology annotation, biological process: autophagosome maturation. Bases 32 to 1042 code for a protein of 336 amino acids. The transcript has 6 exons. The record is from RefSeq and is a predicted model, not a curated record.